This is a messenger RNA of Rotaria sordida, 1035 nucleotides long. The record is from the annotation of a GenBank genome assembly. NCBI's taxonomy places the organism in Eukaryota, Metazoa, Rotifera, Eurotatoria, Philodinida, Philodinidae.
AUGGCUUCGGAAAUAAAAUUUACACAAGAUACAAUGAAACAAUUUAAUGUGGCUAAAUCAUUUACGGUCAAUAAAGAUCGUAUUAAUGCAAUGAAUUUUUCACUUGAUGGUGAAACACUUAUAUCAUCAAGUGAUGAUGAUUCAAUUGUUAUUUAUGAUUGUAAAGAAGGAGAAACAAAACGAACACUAUUUAGUAAAAAAUAUGGUGUUGAUCUUAUACAUUUUAUUCAUGGAACUGAACAAGUUCUACAUGGUUCAACUAAAGUAGAUGAUGCUGUUCGAUUAUUACAAUUAGAAGGAAAUAAAUAUAUCCGAUAUUAUUCUGGACAUACGAAACGUGUUGUAAGUUUGAGUAUCUGUCCAACAGAAGAAACAUUUCUUACUUCUUCAAUCGAUAAUACAUUACGUCUUUGGGAUGUACGCAUUCCAACAGCUCAAGGUCUUCUCAAUGCACAAACAACAACAGGACCGAAUAGUCGUCCGGUUGCUAAUUUUGAUCCUGAAGGUGUAGUGUUUGCUGUCGGUAUUCAAUCAUCUUUGAUCAAACUUUACGAUAUUCGUCAUUUUGAUAAAGGACCAUUUACAACAUUUCGACCAUUAGAUAUCAAUGAUAAUAAUGAUAGACAAACAACAAAUACAAAUCAAUUGAAUGAACAAUGGACACAUUUAAAAUUUAGUCCCGAUGGAAAAAUGAUAUCAAUUGCAACGAAUGGUACUAGUUUACAUCUUAUUGAAGCUUUUCAAGGUUUACCUAUACAUAAAUUUACUGAUAUUGUUAAUGAUCGGCAAGAACCAUUACAAUGUUGUUUUAGCCCAGAUUCAAGUUAUAUUUUAUGUGGAUCGGGUGAUAAUCGUAUUUUGAUUUAUAAAGCUGAAAGUGGAGAAAAAGUUAUUGAAAAACAAACAGAACAUAAUGGUGCUAUACAAUGUAUUCAAUUCAAUCCUGCUUUUCUUAUGUUUGCAACAGCUCAUACUAAUAUGUUAUUCUGGUUACCAAUUAUUGAUUCACAACCAACAGAUGAUCUAUCAUCAUAG